CGUACACGCACGCACGCCGGCGGACGAGGAGAAUGCGCGCGCCGGGUGGCUCGCCUCAGUAUCACCACCACUUUCGGCCGUGUUACUCUGCCACGGCCUAUUAGCAGCUACGGCCAAGCUAGAUUUGUACUCAAACGGUUAGCUAGGACCGAUGGCGUCCAGCCGUGCCGACCUCGAAUUAAUUCGCGAUCAAGCAACGCGAGCGGAGUAAGCUCGGAGAGGCACAGUGCAAAGCAGUGCAGUGCGUCCUACUCUGUUCUUGAUAAGAUCACGACAUCACGUCGCAACCCAAAGCAGCAGCCGUAGCCUCGCAUCACGUCGUGAUUCAUCUUCUUCUUCUUCUUCUUCUUGCUGCUUCCACUUUCUCGAUCGCCUAGCUCGUGCUGCUUCGUUCGGUCGCGUCGGGAGGGAUGCACCAGAUAGGGAGUGGCAUGUACGUGUCCGGCCCGGCGCCGGACAGGAAGAGGGAGCGGCGGCUGUCGUCGGGGUCGGUCGCCACGCCGCCGUACACGGGCGGGGACGUGGCGCGGUCCGGCGAGCUCGGCCGGAUGUUCGACAUCUCCGCGUCGCAGUCGCAAGCGCCGUCGCCGGCCUCCUCGCGCCGCAGCUCCGGGCCGCUGCCCCGGCCAUCGCCGUCGCCGGCGUCCGGGCCGCUGUCGCAGCUCUCCCAUCCGGGGCUCCUCGUCGGGCCGUCGCCGUCCCCCGCGCCCUCGCCGGCGCACGGGUCGAGGAGGAAGGCGAGCAGCAGGAGGGGCGCCGCCGGGAAGGAGGCGGAGUCGUCGGGCGCGGCCGUCGCGCCGCGCGGGAGGGCGAGGCUCGGCGUCCCGUUCGCGUGCUACGUGCUGGUGGCCGUGGCGGCCGCGGCCGCGGUUGGCGCCGGGGUGUUCUGCCUCGUGUCGUGGUGCCGGUGGGAGGCCCUCGCCGCGGCGGGAGGCGCGGUGGCCGCCGUCGCGGCGUUGUUCGCGUGGAACGCGUGGCGGAGGGCGGCCGAGGCGGAGAGGUUCUUCCGGCGGUUCCCCGACACAGUGUUCGACCACGGGGACAUGCCCGUCGGCGAGCUCGUCAAGAUCACCGGGCAAGUCACCUGCGGCCGCCACCCUCUCGGAGCCUACUUCCACGACGCCGCCCGGUGCGUGUUCACGUCCGUUCAGCUGUUCGAGCGCCGCGGUUGGGCCCGUUGCAGCCCCCGGUGGCAACGGAGACACUGCGAGGCACGGGUGCAGAACUUCUACAUCUCAGAUGGGAAUUCCGGGAAGAGGUUCUACGUGCGCGCCGGCGAAGGUGCCACGAUCACUCCGAUGAUCAUCAAACAGAAAACGAUCAGCUUUGACGGCGACAGGAAGGGCGCGUCACGGAGCUUGAAGAACUGGAUGGCAAGCAACGAUUUAUCCUUCGACGGCGAUCUGCUCGUAAAGGAAGGGUUCAUCAGGGAGGGGGACAUCGCAAGUGUGAUAGGCGUCCUGAAGAAGCACCACGCCUACGACAUCGUCGAUGCGCCGGCCGGCGUGGUCUCCACCGGCUGCCAGCCGACGAGGUGCAUGUUCCCCGUCCUCGUCGAGGGGCUGAUACUGAUCGGAAGCGAGGACCCUGACGAGGCUGUAUAUAUGGUCUGAACUCUGAAUAUGUAUACAAAUACACUGAUGUAGAACUCUGCUACACACCCUGUACUGCUUUCCACAGUUUUCUUGUUGGUUAUCGGGGAAGAGGAUGUUUUAGUACCUCUCCAUUUAGGGUUUCUGAUCAGAAAGAUUUACUACUUAUAUAGUUGAUGGAAAUGGGACGAUGUAAAUUAAAGUGGUAUAUAUAGGCUUGCUACCAGUACAGGUGCAUUUCUCUGUUUUUUAGGGACUUUUUUUUUUUAUAUUGAGAAUGAAUACUCAAUUGUUUGUCGGCAAAGGCUUGAAGCAAU
Molecule: messenger RNA, 1909 nt
Organism: Phragmites australis (common reed)
Lineage: Eukaryota; Viridiplantae; Streptophyta; Magnoliopsida; Poales; Poaceae
Exons: 4
Coding region: 411-1613 (400 amino acids)
Source: RefSeq, a predicted model, not a curated record